CUUUGACUUUUUUUCAUUUUUAUUUUUAUUUUUAUUUUUUAAACUUAAACAGGAGGGUUAAGCAGAGCAUUUUAAAAUUUUAAUGUAUUUAUUUGUGACUCUGAAAUGAUUAUAAGUCUACAGUGAGUAUACAGUAUGAGUUAUUUGGAUGGCAUGUAAAAAUGUUGUUGAUCUCAGCCAAAUAAUUGAGACAUUAGUUUAGAAAGUUAGUUAGUUAGAAAGUGCAACUCAAUAUUCAGACAAUCAAAGCCACAAAAUGCCAAGUCAAGACAUCUAAAAAGCAAGACAUUUUUCUAAAUAAACUAAAGAUGUGCCUCUUUCACAUUCUAACAAAAGCCCCUGUGGAGACCAGAGACGCUCCUUUGCCAGUGUCGCCUUGGACGGUGGACAGACAACAGGGAUCUGAAAGAGAGAGACAACUGGAGGGACUGGUGUUCAUGUUACUCAACCACACGUCACACACUGACCUCAAAUCUCCUGUGAGCGAGUGCCCGCUCUGUGAAAAGUCUUUUUCAGAGUUCUUAAUAUCUGGGGGAGGCCUGCAGGCUCAUCUUCACAGCAGCCUCUCUGUCCCGUUAGCAAGUUCACCCGACAUGCCCCAUAUGCCAUUUGGCUUCAGAGGCAGCUAUGCUAGAGCUAAGGAGCGUAGCUUUGGCUGCAAAGUGUGUGGAAAGGUGUUCAAGCGCUCAUCCACCCUGUCCACACACCUCCUCAUCCACUCAGACACGCGGCCUUACCCCUGCCAGUACUGCGGCAAAAGGUUCCACCAGAAGUCAGACAUGAAGAAACACACCUUCAUACACACAGGUGAGAAACCACAUGUGUGCAAGGUGUGUGGUAAAGGAUUCAGCCAGAGCUCCAACCUCAUCACCCACAGCCGAAAGCACAGCAGCUACCGGCCGUUCAGCUGCCCCCGCUGUCAGCACAGCUUCCAGCGCAGAAUGGACCUACAGCGCCACCAAGAGACGCAAUGUAGCUAUGGAGACAUGUUCACUCAAAACUGAGCCCUGAAAGCAAUGACGUGGUGGAAAAACUGGGUGAAAUGGCAUUUGUACAUAAUUUACAGUCAGAGGAAUAUGCAUCAACUAAUAUCUUGCAUGUGUAGAGAUGGAAGGUCGUGAUUAAUUGUGUAAGAAUGUUAUUUCAUCAGCUAAAAGUUUGUGUGUUAGUGCAGGAGGAAUGCUGGAACCACCCUGACAAAAAACAACAACAUUAUGACACAUACGUAUUUUACGAAACACACAAAAAAUGAUAAUUUGGGUUAUUUUUCCCAGGAUGUGCCAGGCAACUGUUCCAAUAGGACCAUCAUCCAAAUUACGUUUUGUAAUUUUCAGGCAACAAUUUUCCUCAGAAAGUUGUAAUUAUAUUUUUUAUGUGCGUGUGUGUUCUUUCCCUUUUGUUGAAUGAAGCAGGCAGCAUUAAUACAAUGCAGCUGGGCUCCCAACAGAGAUGAAUGAUGAUGAUGAUGAUGCAUUCACAGGAUGUACUUGGCUCCUGCAGAAGGUCCAUUCUGAAAUUACUUUCUAAGUGUUAUGUGAAUUUGCAGUACCAUUUUCACAGCACAUCCAGUGCUUCUUAAAAUACUCACAAUUAAAGCUGCACUUUCAUGUUCACAAAGACCACAUGUAAUGAAAAGGGGUUGCUCAAAGUGAUGAAGGGGAUUAGCUCAAAACUCCCCGUAGCUCUACUGAGAAUUGUAUAAUCUUUCAGUGAACUGUUGUGAUUUUAUGGAUGUUGCAUGAAUGGCAACACCGACAGUCCUAAAAACACUUUGGGAGAUGCUCAAAUGCACAAAUACGCAUUCAUGGCUGCCUAGAACAAUUUGUUGAUGAAGACUGGAUUAAAAUACACACUUCAUCCUCUGGUCCCUGGGAUCUUUUGAUAGUAAAUAGUUGUUUACUGCUGUAUUAUUGUUCUGAAUGAAGUGUACAGCCCUUUUGAGUAGAAUAUUAAAGCAAUUUAU
Molecule: messenger RNA, 1963 nt
Organism: Centropristis striata (black sea bass)
Lineage: Eukaryota; Metazoa; Chordata; Actinopteri; Perciformes; Serranidae
Product: zinc finger protein Gfi-1b-like
Exons: 4
Coding region: 309-1004 (231 amino acids)
Biological process (GO): regulation of transcription by RNA polymerase II
Molecular function (GO): RNA polymerase II cis-regulatory region sequence-specific DNA binding; DNA-binding transcription factor activity, RNA polymerase II-specific
Source: RefSeq, a predicted model, not a curated record